AUGUUUUCCUCUGGUGAAUCCUUUCGAGGUUCCAGAGGCUGUUUCACGCAACUUCUCAUGAAGAACUUGCCCGUGCCCCCGGGACCGACCAAGCCGUUCAGAUAUCCGUCUGCUCCGUCCACCUCCAAAGGGCCGAGCAACCAGAUCUAUCACCAACAAUGGAAAAAAUCAUACGUACCUGCUUAUCUUCAAAAGCCGCCGGUACCGCUUCAAACGCUGAUUGACAGAUACAUGCAAGGUGAGACUCACGCCGUGAGCAUGCUCCAUGAGCUCGCCGGGACUUUGCAGUUCCACCUGGAAAUGAAAGAAACGGUGACGACAGGCAACACCGUAGGGCUCUACUUUGCCUUUUGUGCGGUGAUCGAUGGCGUCCAGUACAAGACCGCCAUGGGAAAGACCAAGAAGGACGCCAGGCAGAGGGCGGCAGCGCUGGCUCUGAAGGAUCUGCUGCCCACCCUGGGAAGUGUGGACUCUGGUCUUCCUGAGGCCUUAGAUUCCCCUCCACUCCUCCCAGUCAGAGAGGACCCCUUCGUCUCCGAUGUGUAUCCCUGCAGAGCCAAUCAGGACAGGAGGAGUUCUGUGAACCUCCAGCUCCCUCAGGCCGUCAGGGAUCAUCUCACUCAUCUGAUGAGCAGCCACCUGGAGUUCUCUGCCUGCGCCGGCACCACGGCAGCGUUCAUCGUUCAGACUCCCAGCGGGUGUGAGGUGGUCGCUCUCGGCACCGGGAACUUCAACACCAAAGAGAACGACUCCUCCAGUGGACGGAUCUUACACGACUCGCAUGCAGUCGUGACCGCCAGGAGAUCUCUCAUGAGGUUUCUGUACCGGCACCUGCUGAUGUUCUUCAGCAAAACGGCCAAACUGACGGAGAAGUCUGUCUUCGAGCCGAGCGGCAGCGACGGCGGCCUCCUCAGCCUGAAGAGCGGCGUCAGCCUUCACCUUUACGUGAAUCAACUGCCGAAGGGGGCGGCUCAGAUCCCGACCAGGCUGCGUCUGAACCCCCUCUCCGUUUCGGCGUGGGAAGCCAACAACGAGAUCAGCCUGCACCUGUCAGUGGAGGGCAAGUUGUUCUCAGUUUUCUCAUCGAACUUCGACCACUCUCCCUCCACUGUGGCCAGCAUGUCCACCACAGACAAGAUAACUCAGUGGCAGGUGCUGGGGUACCAGGGAGCCCUGCUCAGCCACUUCAUCGAACCCGUCUACGUCCAGAGCAUCCUCAUAGGUGAUUCCUGCUGCAGGGACGUCCGUGGCAUGGAGAUGUCCGUGAGCGAGCGUGUGGAGGGGAUCACCUCUGAGCUGCCCAUGUUCUACUGCAUGAUGAGGCCUCACAUCAGCCUGGCGCCCUCCGUGGCGACCGACGGCAGCGACGGCGGUCAGCUGACCAUCGGGAUCAACUGGAGCCAGGGGGACGGCUCCCUGGAGGUCGUGGACGGUCUGCAGGGCAAGACCAUAGAGGAAUCUCCCUUCAAGAGCGGAUCUGGUCUGGCAAGUCGUCUGUGCAAAGCUGCGAUGCUGCACCGCUUCAAGCUGGUGGCCAUAGAAGCCCAGAGACAGGACCUGCUGGCCACCAGCUCCUACAGGGAAGCCAAGAGGAUGGCGAAGCCGUACCAGGAGGCGAAGACCAUGCUGAGGACGUACCUGUCGCAGCAGGGCUUCGGGUCCUGGCUGGUCAAACUGUCGGUUGAGGAGAAUUUCAGCAUGUAG
Molecule: messenger RNA, 1704 nt
Organism: Limanda limanda (common dab)
Lineage: Eukaryota; Metazoa; Chordata; Actinopteri; Pleuronectiformes; Pleuronectidae
Gene: adad1
Product: adenosine deaminase domain containing 1 (testis-specific)
Exons: 12
Coding region: 1-1704 (567 amino acids)
Biological process (GO): adenosine to inosine editing; RNA processing
Cellular component (GO): nucleolus; cytoplasm
Molecular function (GO): tRNA-specific adenosine deaminase activity; double-stranded RNA adenosine deaminase activity; double-stranded RNA binding
Source: RefSeq, a predicted model, not a curated record